AUGUAUGGACAGGGGCGUACCAAGGAGAUAUGUGUGCGACGCAAAAUUUGGACUGAAACGUUUUUAAAAAAGAAUAUUAGUAAAGUAAGAAAUAAGAAAAUAAAACGGGAAUACUGUCGAUGGACCUCAGAAGAUAUGGACCAUGCGAUAAAACAUACAAACAAAACUAGUGUGGUUUUAAAGGGUUCUGCAGACAUUCCAAAGCCGACUUUUAGAAGGCACUUGCGCUCUUUAAAUAAAAAGGCAAAUGAAGAUGUUCAGUCUUUGGGUCGACACACAACUUUUAGCCCUUACAUUGAAAUGGAAUUGGCAAAACAUAUUGUAAAGCUGGAAAAAAGAUUUUUUGGUGUAACAAUUCGGGAUGUUCGACGAUUGGCUUUUCAAAUAGCUGUUCGGAAUGAUAUUCCACACCAUUUCAAUAUCAAUAAGGAAAUGGCGGGAAAAGGAGGGUAUUAUUCUUUUAUGGACCGACAACCUGAACUGCCACUUAGACAACGAGAGAAAAUCCCCAUGGCCAGAGCAACUAGAUCCAACCAAAAUAUCGUCCAUGAGUUUUUCGAUAUUUUCGAAAAAUGUGUUGAUGAAAACGGUUUUAUGGCUCAAAAAAUUUAA
Messenger RNA from Acanthoscelides obtectus, 612 nucleotides. Lineage: Eukaryota; Metazoa; Arthropoda; Insecta; Coleoptera; Chrysomelidae. The record is from the annotation of a GenBank genome assembly.